This is a messenger RNA of Setaria italica (foxtail millet), 558 nucleotides long. Its product is annotated as putative RING-H2 finger protein ATL69. The record is from RefSeq and is a predicted model, not a curated record. Lineage: Eukaryota; Viridiplantae; Streptophyta; Magnoliopsida; Poales; Poaceae. Bases 1 to 558 code for a protein of 185 amino acids. The transcript has 2 exons.
AUGCCAGGUGCCUCGGCGUCCGCGACGGCGCAGUACGCGGGCAUCGGCGUCUUCGUCGCCGUCUUCCUCUACUUCGUCGUCUACUACAGCCGCUCCUUCAACACGGUCUUCCUAACGCGCCGGCACGGCGCCGACGCCGACGCCGCGGCUGCCGGCACCGGGGACGACGCGGUCACCGUGCUCCCGGGCCCGGUGCAGGCGCUCGGCCUCGGCCCCGACGACGUCGCCGUGCUCCCCACGUUCACGUACCGCUCGCCCUCGCCUGGCCGUGGCGGCGCGAGGUCCCCGCCGGCCGCGGCGGCGGACUGCUGCGCGGUGUGCCUCGACGAGCUCCGCGACGGCGCGCUGGUGCGCAUGCUGCCGUCGUGCAAGCACUACUUCCACGCGGGGUGCGUCGACGUGUGGCUGCUGUCGCACGCGUCGUGCCCGUUGUGCCGGGGGAGCCCGGGGCCGGAGAAACCCGGCUGUGUCACCGUCGCCGCCGACUCGGCCGAGAACGCCGGACGGCCGAAUGUGCAGGACAAGAUCACCUUCUCCGGCCACGUUGGAGCCGCAUGA